CACAGUAGCCUACAAUUCAAGAUUUCAGGAGGAGGAGGAAAGAGCUCAGGGAAACUUGAGAUUUCUUGCCUUCAAGAUGCGGAUUUUAGCGAUUUUAACUUUUUUAUGUUUUCAAAAAGCUGCACCUCAAAUUUUGCAGCCACCAUACUUUGAUAUAGCUAAAGGAAAACCGAUAACUGCUACCUCGACAUGCGGGGAGGGUCUAGGCCCAGACGAUGGCAAAGAGCUCUUCUGUAAAUUGGCCGAAGCUCCUGGACGUGUAGCAAUAAAAGGACAGUAUUGCGACUAUUGCUACCCUGGAAAUCACAGCAUUGAAUACGCAAACGACGGAGCAGAAAAAUGGUGGCAGUCGCCUUCGCUUUCAAGGGGUUUGCAGUAUGAGAAAGUCAACAUAACCAUCGACCUUGGUCAGGUUUAUCAUGUUGCAUACAUCAUUAUCAAAGCAGCUAAUUCCCCACGACCUGGAGUUUGGUCUCUGAUGAGAUCUAAAGAUGGUGGUAAAACCUUCACUCCUUGGUACUACUUUGCUUCAACUCCAAAUGAAUGUUUGACAUAUCAUAAAACGUCACAUCUAUUGCCUUUGACCAGAGAUGAUACAGUUCUUUGCAAGCUGGAGUACUCACAGGUUCCUCCAUUUGAAGAUGGAGAGAUUCACAUCUCACUUGUCAAUAACAGACCAGGAGCAUCCAACUUCUCUGUCAGUCCAGGAUUGCAGGAGUGGACAACUGCCUCUCACAUUAGAUUGCAAUUUAUGAAGGUAAAAACUCUCCUUGGGGAUCUCAUGCCAUUGUCCCUACAGGAUCCGACAGUCACCAGAAGGUACUACUACUCAAUAAAAGAAAUAUCUAUUGGUGGAAGAUGUAUGUGCAAUGGGUUCGCAGAUAGAUGCGUUAAGGUUGAUGAAGAUCCAAGCAAUUACAGAUGUGACUGCCAACACAACACAUGUGGACCACGCUGUGACAAAUGCUGCCCUGGUUAUGUCCAGAAAAAAUGGAGAUCUAGACAAGGAUCUGUUAACUUUGUCUGUGAACGUUGCAACUGCCAUGGACACAGUGACAAGUGUCAGUACAGUGAGCAAGUAGCUGAAAGGAAGUUGAGUCUGGAUAUUCAUGGCAAAAAGGAAGGUGGUGGUGUUUGUGAGGAUUGCCAGCAUAACACAUAUGGUAUUAACUGCGAAAAGUGCAAGCCAUACUAUUACAGGCCAGCUGGAGUGCCAAUAACAUCAAGAGAUGCUUGUAGACCAUGCAACUGCAGCUUCCAGACAUCCACUGGUAACUGUGCAGAUGGCGAUGGUCAGUGUAACUGUCGACCCAAUUAUGCAGGAAAAAGGUGUGAAAGAUGCAACAAAGGAUAUUUCAACUACCCAGUUUGUGAAGGUUGCAUCUGUGACCGAGAGGGCUCUGUCGAGGGCUCUUGUGCUCCAGACUCAUUGGGCAACUGCAGAUGCAAGCCAGGUUACACUGGAAAAAUCUGCAACAGAUGUGAUGUUGGUUACUAUGGAUAUCCAGCUUGUCGCCGCUGCAACUGUCUUGUGCAAUAUGGAGCACUGAAUGACAACUGUGACUCGCAAACAGGACAAUGUAGCUGCAAAGAAGGUUAUGGUAGCAGAGCAUGUGAUCAGUGUUUGAUUGGUUAUUACAACUUCCCAUUCUGUAAACGAUGCGAGUGCGACUCGGCAAAGACACUACCGACAAUAUGCUCCGCUGGCUCUGGUGUUUGCCGUUGUAAGGAGAACUAUUCUGGCCUAAAAUGCGAUCAGUGUGCUGAUGGUUACUAUGGAUACCCCGCUUGCAGGCCUUGCGACUGUUCUUCAACUGGCUCUUCUUCAGCUCCUUGUGAUAAAGUCACGGGCAAAUGCACAUGUCUUCCAAAUUUCCGCGGCGCCAAGUGUGAUCAGUGUGUAACAGGUUAUUAUGGGUACCCAGCAUGCCUUUCGUGCAAUUGUGAUCCAAUUGGCUCGUACGGUAGCUCUUGCCGUUCUUCAGAUGGACAAUGUAGUUGCAGGGCCCAGUUUAAGGGACGCCAGUGUAACAAAUGCCAACCUGGAUUUUAUGGAUUUCCAAAUUGUCAAAGAUGCCAGUGUAAUCCUGCAGGAACCAGAUCUGGACCAGCUGGAAUUGACUGCAGCUCUACUCGUAAUGGCUUAUGUCCAUGUAAAGACUAUGUUCAAGGAAAGGAGUGCACGGAAUGUAAGGAUGGCUUCUUCAAUUUACAAGAUUCAAACGAACAAGGAUGUACUGAUUGUCAAUGUAGCAGAGCUGGUACAAUGAGUGGACUCAAGAUGUGCUCCAAACUGACCGGUCAAUGUACCUGCAAGAGGCAUGUGCAACAAAGAACGUGCAAAGAAUGCAAAGAUGGAUUCUAUCAACUUAAAGAAAUCAACCUGUUCGGCUGCAAAGGCUGUGAGUGCGAUGUCGGUGGCUCGGUCGACAUGGCUUGUAGCAAGUCGGACGGACAAUGCAAAUGUCGUGACAACGUAAUCGGACGCACAUGCAACAAACCAAGACCAGGAUACUAUGCUCCCACGAUGCACCAGAUUUCAGCGGAGAUUGAAGAUGGCAGGGCACCUGAUGGCAACGUUAUCCGAUUUGACGUGCAAGAGAGCAAAUUCCCAGGAUAUUCCGGUAGAGGAUAUGCCAUGAUCAACGAAAUGCAGCCGACAAUCAUUGCAACAGUGAACGUAUUCAAGAAAAGCAACUACCAACUUAUUUUCAAAUACGUAUUAAACCAGUUAACACCCGUCACAGCCAAAGUCCAAGUGUAUCCUUCAGGAAAAAGAAGUGGUCGAUUUUCAGGAGAUGCUGACUUUCCAUCAACGCAGAUUGCUGGGUCUUUCAUUUCAAAGUAUACGAAGCUGUCAAAAUCAGGGGAUCCAAUCUUCUUUCCACUUACUCCAGGAAAAUGGGACAUCGAAAUUACCGCACCCUCAUCAGCAUUGUUGUUGGACAAAGUUAUUCUCGUACCAGAAGAAUAUGUUGAUGCUGCUCAGCUCAAACGAAAGAUCACAGAGCCAUGCGAAGUUAAGAAAAAUCAGAAAGUUUGCACGCAGUAUUCUUACUUAGAUAUGAAACAGAGGCAAGGUUUUGUCACAGUCGAGGCCGAACUGAACCAUGGUCAACGCAAACCUGUCGUAUUAUUCAAUGAUACCCAGGUUCUCAGUGAGCUUGACUUUGAUGCCAUGGCGAAGAUGUCAAGGGAUAAUCGUCAGUUGGAUAUGGACAUUGAUGUGAGCAAAAGCGGACAGUAUGUUUUUGUCGUUCAGUAUUAUCACGAUGCUCCCAGAACCCAUACAAUGGAUGUUUACCUUAGGACAUACAAAGACACGCAGCGUGGUGAUGUCAUUUUGAGCCAGUGCAAGUAUAAAUUUGGUUGCCGUCAAGUUGCGAUUGAUCAGCGAAAGGGCACUGUUAAAGUUUACAAUGUUAGUGCUGACGACCGCAAGCUUGUGACGCUUUUUUCAAGAUCCCCGACAACAAUCGGCGUGGAUUCCGUGACAGCUAUUCCUCUAGAAAAAUGGAGCAUGGAUUUCAUCACACCUGAGCCACUCUGCACAACAAAGGACAACAAAUGCACCGCAACAACUUUCCCAUUUCCCAAAACGUCAGUUAGAGUUGACGGAUUUUCAAAUAUCGGCGACCCAGUUCCACCAAAUGUCUUUGAUCCAAAGAGUAUGAUUUACAUUCCAUCUGGGGCCAUUCGUGCUUUGCCGCCCAAGAAACUUCCUGCUGGUCGCUACUAUAUAGUUGUGCAUUACUAUCAACCAAAGCAUGCAGGAUUCGAUGGUCAGGUAUCGGUUGAGAAUGUACGGAAGUACCCGGGAGUUGUCCGGUUCGACUACUGUCCUCACACAUCCGGAUGCCGGGCGGUUGUAAAGAAUGGUGCAGUUGGUUCAUUCACACUAGCUGAUGUUGACACAUCGAUAAGAAUGUCGAUCCCAGACGGAAAAGAUGUCUGGGUGGAUUACAUACUGUACAUCCCCGAAAAAGAUUACACGUCCAUGGUACUGAUGCAAGAUCCUUCGAGCCGUGUUGCAGAAUUCUCCAAGGAGUGCGCCAAAGAUAACUUCUACAUCAAGCCAACAGUCAAAGGCUUCUGUCGUGAUGGGACCUUUUCUCUGACUACAGCGUUUAAUAACGGGACGUUGCCAUGCAACUGUGACUCACGUGGUUCAGAUGAUCAAAACUGCGAAGAGCUUGGAGGUCAAUGCCGUUGCAAAUCGCCAUACAUAACAGGCAGGACAUGCAACAGAUGCAGGAUGGGAUACUUUGGAUUUCCAAACUGCAGAGCGUGCCAAACCUGCAGCAACUGUGAUGAAGUCACUGGAGAGUGCAAAUGUCCCCCUGGUGUUUACGGUAACAAAUGCGACAAAUGCAAAACUGGAACGUACGGAUAUGACCAGGUUGUCGGAUGCCGGCCUUGCAAAUGUGACAAAACCGGUACAAAGAACGGUAAUCAGACAUGUGACGUUGUCUCUGGUCAGUGCACGUGUAAGGAUAACUUUAGUGGGCGACAGUGCUCUGAAUGUCGAGCUGGAUUCUUUGGCAAACCGAUAUGCAGGAAAUGCUUUUGUAAUGAUGCUGGUGUGACUGAGAAGAAAUGCGACGCUGAUAGUGGAAAAUGCUUGUGCAAGCCUUCAGUGACCGGCGAUUUCUGUGACAAGUGUGUCGAGGGACAUUUCAAGACAGAUGCUAAAAAGGCUGCCAACCUUUGCUUGAAGUGUUGGUGUUCAGGACGAAGCAAGAAAUGUUCUGAAGCCUCUCGAUUCAGAAAGUCAAUCCCGCUAGCUGCCGCAAACAAGCCUUGGAAUAUAACGCACCAAGCAGGAAAAACUGAUAUUGGGAAACGAAUAACGACAAUCGAGAAAACAAGAUUGGGUAGCAACAAACAUGUUUACUGGGUGGCACCGGAGGACUACCUCAGCGAAGGAGUUGUUGCAUAUGGAGGUUACUUAGAGUUCUCUGUUAUGUUCCAAACACUACCUGUUUAUGGAAAGUUCACGCUGAUUGAAGAGACUGUUCCUCUUGUUAUUAUUCAAGGAAUGAACUCAAAAAUCCACCACAGGAGAAAGCUGACAAUGCAAAAUGGUGUCCAGGUCAAUGUCAGAGUUCCACUUUAUGAGAGUGCCUGGGUAAAUGAAGAUGGUACCCCCGUCUCAAGAAUGGAGUUCCUCGAAACAAUUGCUAUGCCCAAAGCAGUCCAUGUCCGUGCCAGCCAUAAUGCAGAAAAGUAUGAAUCAAGCAUCUCCUCCGUUCACAUGUCAUCAUCAGGUAAUACCGGAAGUGACCCUGCUUAUGGUGUUGAGGUUUGUCAAUGCCCAAGUGAAUACUCUGGUACUUCUUGUGAAAAGUGUGCCAAAGGUUACACCAGAUAUGUCGAUGGAUCUUGUGUUAAAUGCGACUGCAACGGAAAAGCCACUGAGUGCCAUCCAGAGACCGGUGUUUGCAUUGGUUGCACCGGGAACACAAUGGGUGACAAAUGUGAAAAGUGUAAACCAGGUUUCUACGGUGACAAAUGCAAGCCAUGUGAGUGCCCAAUGUCCUCAGCUUCCAACAAUUUUGCUACUUCAUGUUUCCUUGGUGUCGGUGGAACGAUGACGUGUAGGUGCAAACCAGGUUACACAGGGCUCCGAUGCGAAAGAUGUGCUGACGGUUAUUUUGGGGAUCCGCUGAAGAUUGGCGGCUCCUGCAAACCUUGCGAGUGCAAUGGAAACAUUGACAAGAACCUGACAGGAAAUUGUGACCCGAAAUCGGGAAAAUGCUUUAAGUGCCUAAUGAACACUGCUGGUGACAAGUGCGAGAAAUGCCGGGUCGGUUACUAUGGUGAUGCGAUCAAAGCAAAGAACUGUACGAACUGCAAAUGCAGUAGUUGUGGCUCAGCAGACAUCACAUGUGACCAGAAGAAUGGACAAUGCGUCUGCAAGAAAAAUGUGAUGGGGACCAGGUGUACAAUGUGCAAGCCAAACACGUGGAAUUACAAAGCUUGCAUUGGUUGUGAAGAUUGUGCUUGUGGCAUUGCGUCAAUCAGCAAGCAAUGUAACACUGAUAACGGACAGUGCACAUGUCGCCCUGGGGUAAUGGGAAGAAAGUGUGACUCGUGUAAACUUGGUUUCUAUGGUUACAGCAAAGAUGGCUGCAAAAAGUGCAACUGCAAAGAUGGCGGCUACUGCGAUGUUGUCACUGGUAGCUGUGACUGUGGGGCAUCAGGUGAAAAAUGCCGUCUUUGUCCAGAGGGACAUAUCAUCACCAACAAAGGCUGUGUGCAAUGCGAUAAUUGUGUACAGCGACUGUUGCAGCGAGUCAAAUUCAUCGACACAAAUUAUUCAACCCAGCUCAAUCAUUCACUUGGAAUCUCAAAAGCGAAAUCUCUUGCCCGCGUUAAUCAGACUCUCCAAGGUCUCGGAAAGAAAGCUGAUAUAUGGAGUUUUGAUUUGGAGACAAUGCGGAAGGCGUUAGGAUACGGCAACUAUUCUCAAUACGGAGGUGAUUUAGGCUACCACGAGGUGGACAAGUUCAUAUCAUGCUCAUUUACCAAGACAACCCCUUUGCCACCUUUUAUUAUACGCAACAAGCGAGACGUAAAUAGGCAAAACAUACUGGGAAUGAAAAUAUUUAGACGAAUUUACCGAAGGUCAGUCGCGGUCGAUAAUCAUGCUGCAGCCGACGGUCAAUGUCCGGCAUCAAUGGCAAGAGUAUUCUUUGAAAUAGGAAUAAACGAGACAGAAAAACUGGUAAAGAGGCUGGCAAUAAGAUCCAAUAUGGUUGCCAAAAACGCAUCUGCUACUGAAGAGCGCGCCAGAGAGUACCUAGCAAGCCUUAAAGGAGAAGAUAAGCUCAUCAGAGUUGUUGAAGCUACAGUGAACUUUGCCAACGAGACAUUAUUGCGAAUGAUGAACGGAAGUGACGACACCAAUGUUUCUGUCUCCGAAAUUCAACGCAUAAAGAACGACUUGAAGAGCAAGAACUUUUCCGACAUUUUGAUGAAGGUAACAAUGGAGAAAAGGCUUGCUCAGAAUGCAUCCAUGUUGGCGAAAGAUUUGUUAAAUAAGACAAUGAUGCUUUCCAAUUUGGUUCAUGGACAAAACGAUACUAUACUAAACAUUAUAAAAACUUUCUUGGCCAUCAAUAAAGGUGCACAAAAUGCGCUUUACGCAGCUGGUAAUGGCUCGGAGCUAAUUGGUAUUGCGAAACUGAUAGAUUUCCAGUCUUUCUUGGAUGCUGCAAAAAUAAAGUUAAGCCUCUACAAUAAAACUAUCAUGGAUGCUAUGUCAAAUGGAACUGCCGCCAAAAUGUCAGCUGACGAAGCAAUGAAAGCUUUUGGGCAAUUCAUGAACAAGAGUGCCAUUCUAAACAACCUCAUUCCCAUUCUCCGAGAACGAACUCGAGGAUUGAAAGUUCACAAUAAGAACGCGUCUAAACUCGUCGACGAUGCUGAUGCUCAUGCAACUGGCCUACGACGCCAAGCAGUGAUUCUAGAGGGCUUGAUUAAAGACACAAAGAACUUCUCAGAUGACGCUGUUAGAGCAGCUACGGUCUAUUCGAAUAUCGUCCAAGCCAUUUUGGAAGCAUACAAAGCAGCAAAGAGUGCAAAUAACACUGCUUCGUCCACAAACAUGAAGGCACAGGAAGUGAAAAGUCGAUCUGAGCAAGUAUUGGCACAAUCAGAAACGGUUAAGUCAAAAGCAGACAUGCUCGCGAAGGAUGUUGGGACUUUGAAACAACCCUACGACGAUCUCGGCGAACAACUGAAAGAACUGCGAAAGUUGAAAGAGAAAGUUAAAGCAAAACUAAAGGCUGUGACAGCGAAAUUCCCUGUCUUUGAAAAGGCGAAGGAGAUAGGUAUGAAGGCAGAAGCAACUAGAAAACAAGCUAUGGAGGCCGCCAUGAAGGCUAAAGCUGCCCUUGAUUUCGCUAAAAACAUUAAGGUAAUCUCAAAUAAUGGAGCUCAAACAAAUAUCACUAAGCUGAGAACAGGCAUUGAUGAUGUUGGGAAGUUGAUCAAUUCUGCUGACAAAUUCGUGCGUGACCUGGAAUCUGAGGUGCCAAAAUACGAGACUGCGCUCAACAAAACAAAAGCUCAGCACGAAAAGCUUGACCAGUUCAUCAUUUCAAAUCUCACCUACACAUUGGAAAGUAUACGAUAUAAAAUAAACCACGCGAGGAGUCUUGCUAACAGCGCACCAAUCGCAGCCAAGUUUGGUCCAACGACUACUGUGACCCUGGAAUCACCUAUAGUCGAAGGGGAGGCUGAAACUGUAGCGGAAAUGGAUAUAAAGACAACAGAAAAGGAAGGGCUUCUUAUGUAUAUUGGUGGCAGUUCAAAUACCACGCGGCGAAGACGACAGGCUGUUGGAGGCAUGGACUUUUUGGCACUGACACUCUCGAAUGGCUUUGUGGAAUUCAGUGCCAAGACGAAUGGAGGUAUGCUAAAAGUCCGAUCAAUGCAGGCUGUUUCUGAUGAUAAAUGGUACAGAAUCACAGCUAAGAGAACAUCAGACAUGUUGAAACUGGAGACUGGACUUGCAAACACAACUACUAGAAAGCUGAAUAGCGUUUCGGAUGAAGGCCUGUCGAGUAUUAAGUUGCCAAAAUCCAGUGAUAUCUUUGUUGGUGGAGUUCCAGCUGGGAAGAAGAUUCCAAACUUAGUUUCGACCACCAACUUCCAGGGAGCAAUAGACAGAGUGAAGAUCAAUGGUGAGGCCGUUGGCCUGUGGAACUGGAAGGCUAAUGAUAAGCUGGAUGGAGCUAUACAGCAAAAAGAGACUAACCCUGUGCCUUCUCUGCAAUUCUUUGGUGACGGAUUCCUGAAAUACAAGUUGAGAUCCGAUCACAUUUUCCGCAAAGUCAAGUUUAGUUUUAAAACCCUACAGAAGGAUGCUCUUUUGCUUUAUGGGCCAGAUUUGAUCGCUUACAAGGAGCUUUUUAUAUCGUUUGAAUUGAAAAAUGGACACUUGAUAUAUCGUUACAAUAACGGUCUGACCGGCGGAGAGACAGUCUACUCGUCCGAAGGUAAAAUGUCUCCGCUCAAUGAUGGCAAAAUUCACGCUGUCGUUAAGAGGAAAGACAAGUUUUCGAUAGAUGGUGUGCUCAUUGCAGAGUUUAAGUCAUCAACGCAAGACCUUUCUGGCGAGUUCGCCUAUAUUGGCGGAGUGCCGUUUGGCCACGUGAUGAGAUCAAGUUCUAUAACCACAGCGCCUUUCAAAGGAUGUUUCAUAGCCAAGAAAGCGUCAGAAACAAUAGCUGUUUUUAGGACCUGGAUUGACGUGACUUCAAGGCAGAAAAUCGUGGAUUUCAAAAAUUACCGAUCUGGGUGCAGUAAACAUUUCGCAAAGGGAGCCUCAUUCACAGGGCCGUCGUCGUAUUUGGCUGUUACUGCAUCCUCAUGUAGCCUAUCGAAGUCUAAGCGUCUUGGAUUCAGUUUCCAAACAUAUGUAUCUCGAGGGGUGCUCCUAUACGGACAAGGCCAAGGGGGUGCUCACUUGAGUUUGAUCAUAAACGAGGAUGGAGCGGUAUCCAUGUCCGUGAAAAGUGGACCAGGAAACAACGGAAUCAUUGUCACAGACCAGAAGAACCUCAAUGACGGAAAAUGGCAUCUUGUGGAGGUCAGGCACGAUGGAAGCAAAGUGUCACUUAAAGUUGACGGACAACUGAAAGAAGUCAGCUUCGACCAAGAAAUCAAACUGGAUGGUAAAAUGUACAUUGGUGGACUACCGCCAUCCGUGAAAAUUGAUGUAAUUGAAACCUCCAGUAUGAAUGGUAACAUAAAGAACAUCUUCUGCGACUCGAGUGAAAUCGAUUUGGGUCUUGCGAGCGUUGAAAUGCAAGGUGUUAAGCUAGCCGAAAGGGAACUGUUGCCUUUGACUAAGCCAACGACGUUGCCACCAACUACAACACCAGGCAAAACAACUACAAAAGCGGGGACGAUAACUUCUCCUAUAGAUCCAAUCAAAGUGGAAACUACGGUAGCUACACCAGCAAUGCCUUCUACCGCGGAAGUUACUUCAACCCAGCGAGACGACAUUACGUCAAAAUCAACAACAAUCAGUGUUGGUACCACUAACAUACCACCGCCCACAGAAAAGCCUACAACUGCAGAGCAAUUGACUACCAAAGAGUCCACCACUACAAUGAAACCUACCACAACCAUGGAACCAACAACCACAAUGAAGCCAACGACCACCAUGAAACCCACUACAACGAUGGAGCCAACAACAACUAUGGAACCAACGACUACCAUGGAACCAACGACUACCAUGGAGAAAACCACCACCAUGGAACCAACGACCACCAUGGAACCAACGACCACCAUGGAACCAACGACCACCAUGAAACCAACGACCACUAUGAAACCAACGACUACCAUGAAACCAACGACUACCAAGAAGCCAACGACUACCAUGAAACCAACGACCACUAUGGAACCAACGACCACCAUGGAACCAACGACCACCAUGGAACCAACGACCACCAUGAAACCAACGACCACCAUGAAACCCACAACAACACAACCACCUACCACCAAGCCGAAGGUUCUUAAAUGCGCUCUCUCGGGCAUGCCAGAUGGACCGGGCUACGGCUUCGGUUUAUCAGCUCAGAGUUACAUACCAUUCCCAGUGAAUUCUGGUGACUUAUUCAAAAGCUCGAAGUAUAGCUUCCUACUAUCAACGUACUCGGCCAAUGGAGUAUUGGUGAUAUCUUUUAAGCAAAAAGAUGUCUUUGAUUAUGAAAUAGUUUAUCUGGACGAUGGCAAAAUCAAGUAUGCAUUUAAUGCUGGAACUGGUGCUGGGGUGCUCGUCUCAGCGCAGACUGUUAACGAUGGAAAAUUGCAUUCAGUAACUACAACAAGGAGAUCUAGAGAUGGAAAGCUCACUGUUGAUGGUACAACUGUUACAGGUAAAAGCAAUGGAGGAGCCACAGCGUUGAAUUCAAUAAGCAAAAUCUAUGUAGGCGGAGCACCUCCAGAGCUGAACACACUUCAGAAAUUAGAGACCGCUUCAAGAGCCAGCAUUCAAGGCUGUAUAAGCGACUUCAAGCUUAACGGCAAGACACUUGAAUCAGAAGAACCUGUGGGGGUAACAGGAUGUCACUCAAGCUACAGCAGGAAAGGUCUCUUCGUAGGCACCAACGGUGGCUAUGGUACCGCAAAGGGUGAGAAGAUCGGUGUAAACACAAUAAUAAAAAUGACAAUCAGAGCAAGAAGCGAAAAUGGUGUUUUAUUCUAUUUGGGAAGAGGACAGUACGAUUACCUUGGUAUUGAGUUGAUAAAGGGAGAGGUCCAUGUGGCAGUGCAAAAUGGAGCAGGCUCCUACAAGACUAGUGUUGCGCCUGAGCCAUGGACAAAAGUAUGUGAUGGCAAGGCACACGAGAUAAGCAUAGUGAAAGAGGGUCGUAAAGUCACAGUUACUGUUGACUCAAUGCCUCCAAAGGUUGUUACUGGACCAGGAGGAUCUUCAUCUGUUGACACUGGAAACGAACUUGCCUACUUCGGUGGCAUAAGUUCUCGGGUUACUGCAUACGGCAUGUCAACACGGGAUUCUUUCAAUGGCUGCAUUCUCAAAUACGAGGUUGAUGGAAAAGACAAGACAAAUGUCAUUACACCCGAAGGCCUUGCUGCGUACGGAUGCAGUGACGCAUAAUAGUCAUUUGAACUUUAUAGCUAGCUAAGAAACAAAUUUUAUGUUUUAACUUUCUGUUUUUGUCCAAUUUUAUUAAUGUUCUGUAUUUUUUAUAGUUUUCUGAAGUUCGCUUGUAAUAUUGUCUCUCCGCCAUGCUUAGAGACUCCAUAAAUGCCACCUGAGCGAACUAGUAACAUUAUUACCUCUACCCGUAGCCUUAGGCCCUUUUUGUCUAAGAAUCAACAAUCAACAAGCUGACACGUGACACCCUGGAACUGGAUGAUAUUCCAAGAAAGUAUUCCGCUCUAAUAUGAACAGAUUCCCAUAUGGAGGAGCAUCUACGCAAGCGUACUUUUUCUAUGCUCGAUUUUCUUAUCAAGAGGCUAGACCUCGCUAUUUUACGAUUUUCUUAAACUAUUUUACUGGAUUUGUCGUUUCAAGCAAGCCGAAAGCUGUUUCGUAUAAUUUUUUUGCAUGUCCUGUAAUUUCAGCAGAAGAUAGUUAGUUCAUUGUGAUAAAUUGUUAAACACAACUCGUUUUGUACUCUCAAAAACCUUCAAACAUUCAGCUCGGUUUAUUAGAGAGAAAAAAUCAUUAAAACUUCUUUAUGUCCGCGCAUUCAUAGUGUUGUUUUCCGCAUGUUAGAAAUCAGUUCCCGUUAAACCUUAGUGAUGUAACAUCUUCUCAUAUGAAUCAGCUUUUGGUUUGUCUUUAGUGCCAGCUGUAGAUCCAGGUGUAGUUUUGUCGCUAUAGCUCUUUAGGGAGCUGUUCUCGUGUGGAAUGAUCAUUUUUUGCUAUUCAAUACAUUAUUUCUUGAAAACUUAUUUCAAGUAAGUUAGAUUGGCGAAUGUACGAAAAACUAUGACUGAACUUUCCGCUACACUUGAUUUUACAGCUGGGCCACUUUCACCGGAUUUGUCGACGUUUUAUUUGAUUUUAUAUCAUAGAAUUAAUUUUUGAUACCAUGAACUAUUUUUUUACGUAAGCAAGAUAUCGUAAAGGUUUUGUAUCAUUUUUUAAAACAGUUUUCAAAACAUUGAUUUGAUAAUGAGGACCUGCAAAGCAAUUUGCAAAAAGUUGUCUUU
Molecule: messenger RNA, 12696 nt
Organism: Rhopilema esculentum
Lineage: Eukaryota; Metazoa; Cnidaria; Scyphozoa; Rhizostomeae; Rhizostomatidae
Source: RefSeq, a predicted model, not a curated record